Messenger RNA from Ruditapes philippinarum (Manila clam), 1105 nucleotides. RefSeq lists its product as uncharacterized. NCBI's taxonomy places the organism in Eukaryota, Metazoa, Mollusca, Bivalvia, Venerida, Veneridae. The transcript has 3 exons. The coding region runs from base 39 to 521 and encodes 160 amino acids. The record is from RefSeq and is a predicted model, not a curated record.
AGGAAAACGGUAAAUAGUGAGUAGUAUGUGGAAUAGAUAUGUCGUGGAAAUAUCUUAGUUUAAACGAUAAUGAAUUAUUCAUACAGUUGGGAAUAUUUUUACUACUUGGGGUGCUUCAAGGAAUAACAUGUCGUAAAGUUACCAUAGUGCCUGUACGAGAAGAUAUCUCCGCACCAUUACUAACAUGUUGGACAUGCAGUCAUAGCAAGACUUCGCCAAAUAAGGAAUGUAUUACAUUAACAGAUAAACGAAAUAUGACGAAAACUGAAUGUAAAUUAUAUGAGCCAUUUUGCAGGAUUCAACGAUUGGAAGCGGAUGGUAAAGUCGAGAAAAUUGAAAGGUCAUGCUCGAGGGACUGCGACCCAGGUUGCCAUCGAUAUCAAACUGCCAAACGCUGUGAUUCUUGUUGCACACAACCUCUUUGUAACGAUGGAAACGAUGCUGAUACUGUUCAAACUUCGAGGAUUAUAACAAUUCUUGGAACUCUUUUUGCUCUCGCUGUAUACGUAACUCGAGAAUAAAAAUGAACUUCUGAUCGUGUGGAGUCGUAUAUAUAUAUAUAUGUAUAUGGGACAGAUUAAUUUGCGUAUUGCAUUGUAUUGUUUACUUGUAUAUCUGUACUUCUGUAAAUAACCCCAUAUUAUUUUUGUUAUUGUCUCAUAUACUACACAUAUAUGUUCACCUCUUUUCAUAAAACACUUGUUAUGUAAGAAUUUGAUAAUGAGCAUAAAAAAUGUCAAAGACGCAAGUUUCCGCAAAUGAUACAUAGAAAUUUGGAAUUGUUUUAGAUGUACAAUGAUUGAUUAAUAUGUUGAUGGCAUAAGACAUUCGGAAAUGAUCGAGACAUGCUCUGAAAAUAUGGUAGACCAAUCAACGUUUAAACAAUUGUUUUUACAACUUUCUAUGGCAAAGUUGAAUAUUUAGUCAGAGUAAUGAUUAUCAUUUUCUAUAAAUUAUGUAUAUAUGUCAUUUAUGUAUGUUUUCCUUUCUCUUUCAUUACAGACAUGUUUUCUUUCUAAAAUAGGCAGAAGAGCAAAUUGUCACAAUUUAAGAAGCGUGAAAUCUAAAAGCAUAUGCCCAAUGAUAUAAAAAUGAAAUAGAAAUA